This is a messenger RNA of Drosophila arizonae, 2042 nucleotides long. RefSeq names its product apoptosis-inducing factor 3. Gene Ontology annotation, cellular component: cytoplasm. Gene Ontology annotation, molecular function: 2 iron, 2 sulfur cluster binding; oxidoreductase activity, acting on NAD(P)H. NCBI's taxonomy places the organism in Eukaryota, Metazoa, Arthropoda, Insecta, Diptera, Drosophilidae. The record is from RefSeq and is a predicted model, not a curated record.
CGUGUGUUAAGGAGACGAAAGAUUCUGUCCACGGUAGCGCGUUCACAUCUUCCGCUUUUGAUACCUGUUGCAUCUGUCUGUUGUGCCGGGUUACUAAACAGUUAUCGCCUAGCGCAUACGCUAAAGAAACCAAUUCUAUAUACAUUGGCGACACAUAGAUUAACUGAAGCGCAUUUGAGAAGGCAUUUGAAGUGCUUGGAGAACAUACCGAAAUAUUCGAAUUAUAGACAAAUACACACAAUGGGUUCCAUGCUCUGUAAGGAAUACAAAACAACUGGCAAAGUUACGCCCAAUCCGGAUCAGAAUUCAGGUGCCGCCGGCUCCUAUCAAUCCAAGUGCGAGAAGAUGUUCGCCGUCAGCGAUGUGGAGAAAGAAUCGGAGUACACCGAGGCAGUGGCCGUCUGCAAGGCCAACGAGGUGGCCGAGAAUAGCAUGAAGCAGGUGGACUUUGAUGAGGAUACCAGCGUGCUGCUGGUCAAGCAGCAUGGCAAACUGCAUGCCAUUGGCUCGAAGUGCACCCAUUAUGGGGCACCGAUGCACACGGGCGCACUGGGCAUCGGGCGCAUCCGUUGUCCGUGGCAUGGCGCCUGCUUCAACCUGGAGACGGGCGACAUUGAGGACUUCCCCGGCCUCGACUCGCUGCCCUGCUACAAGGUGAACGUCAGCGAUGAGGGCCAGGUGAUGGUGCGCAUGAAGCGCACCGAUCUGGAGAAGACCAAGCGUCUGAAGAGCAUGGCCAAGCGUAAUCCCAAGGACGAACGCUGCUACAUUGUCGUCGGCGGCGGGCCAUCGGGUGCCAUUUGCGUGGAGACGCUGCGCCAGGAGGGCUUCACCGGCCGCCUGAUCCUCGUGUGCCGCGAGCCCUAUUUGCCGUACGAUCGCGUCAAGGUGUGCAAGUUCGCGGGCAUCCCCAUCGAGAGCAUACAGUUCCGUGAUGAGAAGUUCUACAAGGACAACAACAUCGAGGUGUGGCAGGGCGUUAGCGCCGAGAAGCUGGUCACGGCCCAGAAGGAGCUGCACUGCUCCAAUGGCUAUGUGGUCAAGUAUGACAAGAUUUACAUAGCCACCGGCGGUGCGGCUGUAAAGCCGCCCAUUCCUGGUGCCGACCUGGAGAUGGUGAGGACGGUGCGCGACUAUAAGGAGGCCCAGGAGCUAUUCGAAUUGGUAACGCCAAAAUCGCGUGUCGUCUGCCUCGGCUCCAGUUUCAUAUCGUUGGAGGUGGCCGCGGCGCUGGUGUCGAAGGUGGCCAGCGUUACGGUAAUCGGGCGCGACACCGUCCCAUUGAAGGCGGCCUUCGGCGAGGAGAUUGGCGCCCGUAUCAUGAAGCUGUUCCAGGACAACAAUGUGACCAUGCUGAUGGAGAGCGGCAUCACGAACAUCAUUGGCGACGAGGAGGGUGAGCUGAUCGAGGUGGACCUGCUGGAUGAGUCGACCAUACCAUGCGAUAUACUGGUCAUGGGCACCGGCUCCAGGCCGAACACCGAAUUCCUGGUCGAUUCGGGUGUGCGGGUCAAUGAGAACGGCACCGUCGACGUGACCGACUUUCUGGAGACGAACGUGCCCGAUGUCUAUGUGGGCGGUGACAUUGCCAACGCCCACAUCUACGGCCUGGCCCAGUCGCGCGUCAACAUCGGCCACUACCAGCUGGCCCAGUACCACGGCCGGAUUGCGGCGAUCAACAUGUGCGGCAGCAUCAAGAAGAUGGAGGCGGUGCCCUUCUUCUUCACCCUGCUCUUCGGCAAGGGCAUACGCUAUGCGGGCUAUGGCAGCUACAAGGACAUCAUCAUCGAUGGCAGCCUGGAGGACAUGAAAUUCGUUGCCUACUAUGUGAAUCAUGCCGACACCGUCACCGCCGUCGCCUCCUGCAAUCGCGAUCCCAUCGUGGCCCAGUUCGCCGAGCUCAUCUCACAGGGCAAGUGCCUGGGCCGCAAUCAAAUCGAAAACGUGGCGAAUCGCCAGGCCUGGACGGCCCAGCUGCUGCAGCCGUUGCCCAAGGUGCGCUAAACACCACAGAGACCAUCGACCCGAUGCCAGCAACAAGA